GCGGGACUUCCGACAUGUAGCGCGAUCCGGAAGUAAACCGACGACUCUCGUCAGCGAAGCGAGAAGCUGGUCUGAUAUACUAAAAACUAAACUAAAAUAAAAUAAGGAACAACAAAAAAAACACAAACUUAUGAGGCAUGACCUAAGGAAUGUUGGCCUACAGUAUCUUGUAAAUGUUCAGUUUACUUCUCAGCUUUUUUUUUUUUUUUCUGGAGCUUCAGUGAGAGAAAUGGAGGAGAAUGAGAACCGACUAUCCUCAUCUUCAUAUUAGGAAUGGUGUUACGUCACCUCUGUGACCUUGGAUUUUGGCUUGAAAUUCAGCGGCUCGCCAAAGCACCAAUGACCUUAUUUAAAAACAAUGAACAUGUCCUUCUUUGCCUUCCGCCUUUAUUACAGCACCACUUCUGUUGACUUCUGUCAGACUUCUUACCCAUUCUCCUAGCCACGCAUAUAAUUAUAUUUAUGUGUACAGGAUAUUUCACUUCCUGCCUUAUGAGUUGGUUAAUGAGAACUUGCACCUCCCUGACACCCUGUUCAGCAUAUCAUACACUUCUGCUGCCCUGACACCCUAAGGUCCAGUUUAGCCAUGUUCCGCAAGAAAGGUUCUCUAAUUAUUUGUGGCGCUUUGUUGUUUAUUGCUUGGAAUGCCCUUAUUAUAUUUGUUCUCUUGGGACGGUCUCCUGGAUAUGAAGGAGGCAAGUCUAUUUCAGCAGAAAAAGAUCCACAAAACAACGACAUUGUGGAGAAAUUGCUUCAUUUAAUUAGCUCAUUUGAAAUGGAACUUGAGUCCCAGAACAAAAUCCUUCUCCAGAUCCAGAGCCAUAAGUCACUGUGGGAAGAACUAAAAAAAAACGGCACAGCUUUCCGCAGUAAAUUAGAUACCAGAAGUAAUUUUACAAACGAGAGGCAUAAAUUCCUGUCAUCCGGCGCGGUUAUUCCCAUCUUGGUCAUGGCGUGUAACCGAGUGACAGUGAAACGCUGCUUGGACAAACUCCUCGAGUAUCGUCCAUCACCUGAACUCUUUCCCAUCAUCGUGAGCCAGGACUGUGGACACACGGAGACCGCUGAUAUGAUCGCCUCAUACGGCAGUAAACUGACUCACAUUAAACAGCCUGAUUUGUCGGAGAUCUCGGUGCCUGCAGGCCACAAUAAGUUCCAGGGUUACUACAAAAUCUCAAGACAUUACCGUUGGGCUCUAAACCAAGUGUUCAACUCCUUCUCAUACUCUGCUGUCAUCAUUGUGGAAGAUGAUUUGGAGGUGGCCCCAGACUUCUUUGAGUACUUUAAAGCCCUUCACCCUGUACUGCAAUCUGACCCAACUCUGUGGUGCGUGUCUGCCUGGAAUGACAAUGGCAGGGACGGAUACGUAGAUCCUGUGAAAUCAAGCCUCUUAUAUAGGACAGACUUCUUCCCAGGGCUUGGCUGGAUGUUGCUGAAGGAGGUGUGGAUGGAGCUUGAGCCAAAAUGGCCAGCCUCAUUUUGGGAUGACUGGAUGCGGCAUCCCGAUCAGCGCAAAGACCGUUCAUGCAUUCGUCCGGAAGUCUCUAGAACUUUGACGUUCGGCCGUAAGGGUGUGAGUUUGGGUCAGUUCUAUGACAAGUAUCUCCGUUUUAUAAAACUCAAUGUCGAAUUUGUGCCUUUUACAAAUAUAGAUCUGUCUUAUUUGGAGAAGAAGAAAUACGAUCAAGCUUUUGAGAAGGAGGUUUACAGCUCUCCUGUUGUGACACUGGAGGAGCUGAAAAAUGGGAAGCUGUCCGGGCCGGGCCCGUUUCGGCUGCAGUAUUCCAGCCCACAGGAUUUUAAAACAGUAGCACGAGGUCUUGGAAUCAUGGAUGAUUUGAAGUCUGGAGUGCCAAGAGCUGGGUAUCGAGGCGUUGUCAGCUUCUUUUCACAAGGAAAGCGGAUCUAUAUAGCGCCACCUGUUGGUUGGACAAAGUAUGAUCCAAGUUGGAGUUGAUAUAGCCUGUGUGUACUGGGGGAAAAUCUGUGUAGUCAGUACAAAGGAAUUAUAUUGUAAAAAUUGGUCCACGAUGUGUCAUGGUGCAAAUGUGUUCAAAAUGUGUUUAGCAUCCAUGCUCAAAAUAAGUUCAUUUCAUUUGGUCUAUAUUUGGAAAUGUUCAUUAUGCAGAACAUAACAGAGACACUUCAAAAUAACAGAUUGGAAAAGCAAAGGUUGAAACACGAGACCAAAGAGCAUAUUGUAGAGUAGUUGAUUUCCAUAUCUCAGGUCAAUGCUAACUUUUUUUUUAAUGGAGAGAGAAGAAUAUAUACCUUCAGUGUUUGAUAUAUAGACUUGUUGAGAUUGUCACACCAAGUUGCCAUCAAAUGUGAUUUACACUGAUUUAUUUUUUUUUAAACAUGACAGAUAAUCAUCAGAGCCUUGAUGCAAAUAUUCUUUAUUCACCAGUCACUUUGCAAUUUGAAACCUCUUUAAAGUGCCUUCAAACUUUGAUAGCUUUGUUUAAAUGAUUAUAUGUGAUGUUUGUGCUUAAGUGGUGGUGGAUUUUAUGUGUUGUUUUGGGUAGAACAUGUAGCUUUUAAAUCUGUAUUUGUUGGAGAACAUCAACUGGUAGCUUUGAUCACAGACUGAUGUUAUACUAAAAUUUUGGGGAUUUAAUAAAUUUUGGGGAAAAUAAAGUAAACAUUUGAUAUAUUUUAA
This is a messenger RNA of Pangasianodon hypophthalmus (striped catfish), 2659 nucleotides long. It is a transcript of the gene mgat1a, whose product is annotated as alpha-1,3-mannosyl-glycoprotein 2-beta-N-acetylglucosaminyltransferase a. Gene Ontology annotation, biological process: protein N-linked glycosylation. Gene Ontology annotation, cellular component: Golgi apparatus. The transcript is spliced from 4 exons. The coding region runs from base 587 to 1957 and encodes 456 amino acids. Gene Ontology annotation, molecular function: alpha-1,3-mannosylglycoprotein 2-beta-N-acetylglucosaminyltransferase activity. The record is from RefSeq and is a predicted model, not a curated record. NCBI's taxonomy places the organism in Eukaryota, Metazoa, Chordata, Actinopteri, Siluriformes, Pangasiidae.